CGUCGUUUGAUACGCCACAGCAGUAGCUCAAUAGGUUUUCGACUUUUAACACAAGUGCAUUUUAUUUUGAAGUAAAGUGCAAGUAAAAUAAUAAACAUUUACAUUGAAACACAAAGAAUGCGUUCGUGGUUAAUUUUAGCACUUCUGGUGUGCUUAGCACUGGCAGCUCAGGGAACAAAGCCGCCUCGCUGGGAUCCCAAUUACAUAGUAAAGGGCACUCUUUAUAUACCCUAUGCUGAGAUAGCCGAACCUUUUUACGCCUGGUACGACAAGAACACGAAACGCUCUCGCAUUGAUUAUUAUGGCGGCAUGGUGAAAACCUAUCAGCUGGCCGGCGAGGGUCAAUAUGGCACUGCUUUGAAGCUGGCGCCCAUUUCCAAUAAGGAAGAAUUAAACAAACUGAGCUGCCUGCAGGUAAAUGGAACCGCCGAGCAGGCUGUGGAAAUCCAAAGUAUAUUGCCCGAUGCGAAGCCAUUUAGUCUGGUGGGCACCGAAACUUUCCUCGGCUAUACGUGCGAUAAGUUCCGCUUGGAGCAGACGAUUGGUCAGAAGAAGAACGUCUAUACCCUGUGGGUGCGUUACAAGAAGUCGCCGCAUUAUCCAGCUAGUCGAAUGCCCAUUCCAGUGCGCUACGAGAUGCGCGGCUACAAUACACUGUUGGGCUCCCAUUAUGAUCAUUAUUAUCUGGACUAUGAUAGCUAUGAGCAUGAUGAUAUACCCAAUGAAGUCUUUGAGAUUGAUGAUAGCCUCACCUGCACUGGCUUCCCAGGCCCGGGUCAUUUUGCCACCUUCAAUCCGAUGCAUGAGUUCAUCUCCGGCAGCGAUGAGCAUGUGGACAAGGCAUUCCAUCACUUUAAGCGCAAGCAUAGCAUCGACUAUAGCAACGAGAAGGAGCAUGAGCAUCGCAAGAAUAUUUUCCGACAGAACUUGCGAUACAUUCAUUCCAAGAAUCGUGCCAAGCUAACCUACAAACUGGCCGUCAAUCACCUGGCUGAUAAGACAGAAGAGGAGAUGAGGGCUCGUCGUGGCUAUAAGUCAUCCGGUGGCUACAACUCGGGUAAACCUUUUCCCUAUGAUGUGAAUAAGUUCAAAGAUGAGAUACCCUCUCAAUACGAUUGGCGUCUCUUUGGAGCUGUCAGUCCCGUUAAGGAUCAAUCGGUGUGCGGGUCGUGCUGGUCGUUUGGAACUGUGGGUCAUCUGGAGGGCGCGUUCUUCCUCAAGAACGGUGGAAAUUUGGUCCGUCUCUCGCAGCAGGCGUUGAUCGAUUGCUCCUGGGGCUAUGGCAACAAUGGAUGCGAUGGUGGCGAGGACUUCCGCGUCUACCAAUGGAUGAUGCAAGUGGGUGGCGUGCCCACGGAGGAGGAAUAUGGUCCCUAUUUGGGUCAGGAUGGUUACUGCCAUGUGAACAACGUGACGCUUGUCGCACCAAUCAAAGGCUUUGUCAAUGUCACCACCAACGACCCCAACGCCUUCAAAUUGGCCCUGCUCAAGCACGGUCCUCUCUCAGUAGCAAUUGACGCCUCGCCCAAGACAUUUAGCUUUUACUCGAAUGGAGUCUACUAUGAGCCAGAAUGCAAGAACGAUCCGGAUGGCCUUGACCAUGCCGUGCUGGCCGUUGGCUAUGGCACCAUCAAUGGCGAGGAUUACUGGCUAGUGAAGAACUCCUGGUCCACUUACUGGGGCAACGAUGGUUACAUUUUGAUGUCUGCACGCAAAAACAACUGCGGCGUCAUGACCACGCCCACCUAUGUGGAAAUGUAAAGUCUCAGAUACAUUUGUAAUUACAUAUACAUAUAUUGUAAAAUUUCAUUUCUAUAU
Molecule: messenger RNA, 1818 nt
Organism: Drosophila hydei
Lineage: Eukaryota; Metazoa; Arthropoda; Insecta; Diptera; Drosophilidae
Gene: 26-29-p
Product: digestive cysteine proteinase 1
Exons: 3
Coding region: 118-1761 (547 amino acids)
Biological process (GO): immune response
Cellular component (GO): lysosome
Molecular function (GO): cysteine-type endopeptidase activity
Source: RefSeq, a predicted model, not a curated record